CUUCCGCAAUCGCGAGUAAUAUGGCGAAGACGUACGACUACUUGUUCAAACUGUUGUUAAUCGGAGACUCGGGAGUCGGGAAGACUUGCGUGCUCUUUAGGUUUUCAGAAGAUGCCUUUAACUCGACGUUCAUCUCCACCAUAGGUAUUGACUUCAAGAUCAGGACAAUUGAGCUGGAUGGAAAGAAGAUUAAGCUGCAGAUAUGGGACACGGCGGGCCAAGAGCGCUUCCGAACGAUCACGACGGCGUACUACCGGGGCGCCAUGGGCAUAAUGCUGGUGUACGACAUCACCAACGAAAAAUCGUUUGACAACAUCAAGAACUGGAUAAGGAACAUAGAGGAGCACGCGUCGGCCGAUGUCGAGAAGAUGAUUCUGGGCAACAAGUGUGACGUCAAUGACAAGCGGCAGGUGUCCAAAGAUCGGGGAGAGAAGCUGGCCCUGGAGUACGGCAUCAAGUUCAUGGAGACGAGCGCCAAGGCCAACAUCAACGUGGAGAACGCCUUUCUGACACUCGCCAGAGACAUCAAAGCAAAAAUGGACAAGAAACUGGAGGGGAACAGCCCCCAGGGCAGCAGCCAUGGCAUGAAGAUCACCCCAGAGCAGCAGCAGAAGAAGAGCAACUUCUUUCGCUGUGUCCUGCUGUGACACCCAGGCCUUAGACCCCUGUGACCCCCCACCCCCACCUGAGCUCCUCACAAGUCCACCUCCCACCUUCUGUCCCGAGGCAAGUGCCCCCCAGCGUCUCCACGUGGUGAUGCAGCUCUUCUGCCUUUCUUGUUCUCGUCUCUGUUUGAGGGUUCAGAGGUGAUUGGUUGUGGAGCACACCUGUGUCCUGCCCAUGUUCCCCAUCCAUGCGUGUGCUUCUCGCCCACCUUUGGCCAGAGCGAGUCAAUCCCUCUCAGCACGGCGACCGAGAUGCACGCGUAACACGCUUGACGUGUUGAACUGCCUGCCUUCCUCAUCGCUUCCAGAUCUCAGCUCCAUGUCCAGCUCCUCCAGUGGCCUCGCUCUGCCGUGUAGACGUGGGAUUUUGCUGAAAUGCGGUGUUUGUUACUGGAGAGUAAACAUCCGACUCGUGAUGAAAACCAGCACCCCUUUCUGAACCUUCCUGAUGGAAAUGACUUCGCUGACCGCAGCCAUGUGAACACGUCUCCGGUGCCGUUAGCAGCAUCGAGCUCUUUUUGCACCAGUCUACUUACUUGAAAUUACGCCUAUAAUCUGAACCAUCAGGUCGACAUUCCAGGGUCUUAUUGAACUUUGUUUUGCGCUGUUACUCUUCUUCGUUGAAGUGGUCAGAUGGUGUGUUUUCCAGUGCUUUCUGCAAGCCCCUCCAUCUGCUCACCCCGUCUCUCUCUGUGGUGUUGAGGCAGCUGCGCUGCCCAAACUGGAUGUUCAGAACACCAGGUCCUUGCGAUUCGCUUGCCUUAUAUUUCCCCAGCAGCACGAUGGGUCCCCCCCAACACCCACGCCGUGCUCCUGCACUAAGUGCCAAAGCCGGUGCCCUUUAGAAGCCAGUGUCCCUGAAAGCGCAGUGCUGCUGUUGGCACUGAAUGCAUCUCCCUUGCUCUUCCUCGCACCGGCUUCUCUCUGUUCUGCCGACGGAGUAGAAAUGUGAUAAGUUCCAAUAUCCUCCAGGUGUGGAAACUUGCAGAUGAAAUAUAACUUCAAAAUAAGUCUUAACUCAGUGUGUCCAAUAGUGCCCACCAUGCUCAGCUUUACCCUAGUUUGACACAGUAAAUCUCAUGUUUGAGGUGCUGUUCUGCUGCUCUGGGCAGCUAUCAAAUUGAAAGAAAAAUGUACAAAAGAGGAUGUGGCUUUCAGAUAGUGUAAGAAGGGGUUUUCAGAAUGGUAAAUAAAAUAUUUUUGGAGUAAGUGAUUUUGAUGACAAUGAUGUACCAACCCAUUGUUGAAAGAUGGUGUGAGGAUGGGAGCUGUUCACCUCAGGGGGUUCUGCUUCUCUAUGUCUCUCACUCACACACACACACACACACACACACACACAGACAGACAGAGCUCCUGUGGGGGAGGUCUGAGUGCUACUGGUAAUUGGUGAAUCAGUGAGGUGCCUGCCACCCUCAGUGGAGUAUGUAGCGGAAACUGUAGCAGCAAUGGAUGAGGCCUUUGGGAAUGUUGCUCCUCUUCCACCAGCCAGCUACCCAAGUGUGGCGUUUGUUUGCUGGGCCGUUUCCCCAUGAUGAAUUUAUUGGGUUUGUCAGCGACACUCUGAAGAAUGUCUCUUACCACAUGUCAAUGAUGAGUUCUCCAGCGUUAGGACUCAGUCUUCGAACUUCUCGCCUGUAGCUCCUACAGCUCCAGGAGCCACAUGCUCAUUGUAGGUCUGCAGACUUGGUCUUUUUCUUUCUGGAACUAUGCAUCACUCAACGUGAAU
Scleropages formosus (Asian bonytongue) is the source of this 2391-nucleotide messenger RNA. RefSeq names its product ras-related protein Rab-8A-like. The coding region runs from base 21 to 647 and encodes 208 amino acids. Gene Ontology annotation, molecular function: GTP binding; GTPase activity. Lineage: Eukaryota; Metazoa; Chordata; Actinopteri; Osteoglossiformes; Osteoglossidae. The record is from RefSeq and is a predicted model, not a curated record. The transcript has 8 exons.